Vidua macroura (Pin-tailed whydah) is the source of this 2339-nucleotide messenger RNA. RefSeq names its product rabphilin 3A (gene RPH3A). Lineage: Eukaryota; Metazoa; Chordata; Aves; Passeriformes; Viduidae. Bases 220 to 2265 code for a protein of 681 amino acids. The record is from RefSeq and is a predicted model, not a curated record. Gene Ontology annotation, cellular component: membrane. The transcript has 21 exons. Gene Ontology annotation, biological process: intracellular protein transport. Gene Ontology annotation, molecular function: small GTPase binding.
UGCUGCCGCCGGAGCCGCGCAGCGCCAGCGCGGCCGAGCGCGGGGAGCGGCCCCGGAACCCCGGGACCCCCAAACCCCGGGACCCCGGCCCAGCCCGGCUGGAAGCUCAACUUCUUCACUGGCACCUGGGAGCAGAGCGGUUGAAGUCGCUGCUGUGCGGCGUUGGUGACGGCCAGCGGGGCACCGGUGUCCCCAGACUCGUGCCCGGGGCGGCCGGCGAUGACCGACGCGGUGCUGGGCGGCUCCUCCGACCGGUGGAUGUGCCCCAGUGACAGGACCAUGUCCCUCCGAGCCAGCAGUGAGAAGGAGCAGCUCCCGGCGGGCUGGGCAGCGCAGCCCGAGCGGCAGCGCAAGGGCGAGGAGCUGACGGAUGAGGAGAAGGAAAUCAUCAACCGGGUGAUCGCCCGCGCCGAGAAGAUGGAGGAGAUGGAGCAGGAGCGCAUCGGGCGCCUGAUGACCCGGCUGGAGGACAUGCGCCGCAGCGUGCUGGGGGACGGCGUCAACCGCUGCAUCCUCUGCGGGGAGCAGCUGGGGACAAGGGGCUCCGCCUGUGUCGUCUGCGAGGACUGCAAGAAGAACGUGUGCACCAAGUGCGGGGUGCAGACCACCAACAACCGGCCCCAGGCCAUCUGGCUCUGCAAGAUCUGCAGCGAGCAGCGGGAGGUGUGGAAACGCUCCGGCGCCUGGUUCUUCAAGGGCUUGCCCAAGCAGAUGCUGCCGCAGCCGAUGCCCGUCAGCAAGAAGGGACCCCAAACCCCGAGCGAGCCCCGCCCGGCCGAGCCACCCGCCCCGGACCCCAAACUCCCCUCCCGGGCACCCACCCGAGGCCAGGCGGAUGCCGAGGACACCGAGGGCACCGACGCCACAGCGGCCGCCCGGGGAAGCCGCAAAGCGGCCGAGGGCCGGCCGGGUCCGUGCGGCAGCGAGGACACCGGUGGGGACGGCGACAGCCGGGACUACGCUGCGGAGAGCGGGGUCAGCAGGAGCCCCGGCGUGAAGAGAACCAACUCCGUGCAAGGCCAGCGGCCACCCCCGCCAGCCACGGCCGGUCCCGCUGCCGCAUCCGCCGCUGGAUCUGCGCCGGCAGCGGCACCCGCAGCGCCGGCGGCCGCAGCGGCAAGGCCGGGUCCCGGGGGUCCCGCCCGCUUCCCGGAGAGACAAGCGAGCCCCCCGGAGCCGGCCCGCGGCGCCGCCAGGGAGGAGCGGGGAGGGGGCUUUGGCGGCAGGGAGGACAGGCCAGCCUGGCAGCCCCCUGCUGCCACGCAGCCCCCGCCCGCAGCCGCGGCCCCGCAGCGGCAGCAGCCCCGCGAGGAAGAGGAGGAGGACGCCAACAGCUACGACUCGGAUGAAGGCACCACGCUGGGAGCUCUGGAGUUCAGCCUGCUCUACGACCAGGACAACAGCUCCCUGCACUGCACCCUCAUCAAGGCCAAGGGCUUAAAACCAAUGGAUUCCAAUGGCCUGGCUGAUCCCUAUGUGAAGCUGCACCUCCUGCCCGGAGCCAGCAAGUCGAACAAGCUGAGGACGAAGACGCUGCGCAACACCCGGAACCCGGUGUGGAACGAGACCCUGGUGUACCACGGCAUCACCGACGAGGACAUGCAGAGGAAAACCCUCAGGAUCUCCGUGUGUGACGAGGACAAAUUCGGCCACAACGAGUUCAUCGGAGAAACCAGAGUUGCCUUGAAAAAACUCAAAGCCAACCAGAAAAAGAACUUCAACAUCUGCCUGGAGAGAGUAAUACCAACGAAGCGCGCCGGGACAACCGGCGCAUCCCGUGGGAUGGCUCUGUACGAAGAGGAGGUGGAUCGCGGUGGGGACGUGGAGGAGCGCGGGAAGAUCCUGGUGUCCCUCAUGUACAGCACCCAGCAGGGCGGGCUCAUCGUGGGCAUCGUGCGCUGCGUGCACCUGGCGGCCAUGGACGCCAACGGAUACUCGGAUCCCUUCGUCAAGCUUUGGCUGAAACCUGACAUGGGAAAAAAGGCCAAGCACAAGACACAGAUUAAGAAGAAAACGUUGAAUCCUGAGUUCAACGAGGAGUUCUUCUACGACAUCAAACACAGCGACCUGGCCAAGAAAUCCCUGGACAUUUCCGUCUGGGAUUACGACAUCGGAAAAUCCAACGACUACAUCGGCGGUUGCCAGCUGGGAAUCACGGCCAAGGGCGAGCGCUUGAAACACUGGUACGAGUGUUUGAAGAACAAGGACAAGAAGAUCGAGCGCUGGCACACCCUGCAGAACGAGAACCACGUCGCCAGUGAUUAAAGGGAGCCUCUGCCCGGCCCUCCCCGCCCUCUGCCACGCCCCUGUAGGUCCCUGAUGUCCCUGAUGUCCCUGAU